AUAAACCUGAGACGAUAGCGGGGUUGGCCUAAGCCCUUAUCAAACAUCUAAAUCCGUGGCGAUAGAGAGAGAGAGAGAGGAGGAGAAGNAGAGAGAGAGAGAGAGGGAGAAGAAACACUGAGUUACUGAGUUGGAACAGCGACACCUGCUCUUUCCGAGUUUCGGAAAUAUGGGAGAUAUGGAUCCUUCUCGAGGUUUUGUUAAAGACGUUAAGCGUCUGGUCAUCAAGGUUGGGACUGCUGUUGUUACUCGAACUGAUGGACGAUUAGCACUUGGAAGAUUAGGAGCACUAUGUGAGCAGAUUAAAGAAUUGAACUCUCAAGGAUAUGAGGUUAUUUUGGUGUCAUCAGGUGCUGUCGGGCUUGGUCGCCAAAGGCUUAGAUACAGGAGAUUAGUUAACAGCAGCUUUGCUGAUCUUCAGAAACCACAAGUAGAACUUGAUGGAAAGGCAUGUGCAGCUGUUGGACAAAAUAGUCUUAUGGCCCUGUAUGAUACAUUGUUUAGUGAGCUGGAUGUUUCAUCAGCUCAACUUCUUGUAACAGAUAGCGACUUUAGAGAUGGAGAUUUUAGGAAGCAACUAAGUGAAACAGUGAAGUCUUUAUUAUCGCUGAGAGUUAUUCCAAUAUUUAAUGAAAAUGAUGCAGUCAGUACCAGGAAAGCUCCAUAUGAGGAUUCUUCUGGUAUAUUUUGGGAUAAUGACAGUUUAGCAGCUCUACUGGCAUUGGAACUAAAAGCUGAUCUUCUUGUUUUGUUGAGUGAUGUGGAGGGUCUUUACAGUGGCCCUCCAAGUGAUCCGAAAUCAAAGCUAAUCCACACAUAUGUUAAGGAAAAGCAUCAGGGUGAGAUUACCUUUGGAGACAAGUCGAGGGUGGGUAGAGGGGGUAUGACUGCAAAAGUAAAAGCUGCUGUCAAUGCAGCUAAUGCUGGCAUUCCUGUUGUUAUUACCAGUGGGUAUGCAGCUGAGAACAUACUAAAAGUCCUCCAAGGAAAACGGAUUGGUACACUCUUUCAUCAAAAUGCACAUUUGUGGGAACCAAUUAAAGAAGUUGGGGCCCGUGAAAUGGCAGUUGCAGCAAGAGAAAGUUCCAGAAAACUUCAGGCAUUGUCUUCACAAGAACGGAAAAAGAUUUUACUAGACAUAGCUGAUGCUCUUGAAGCAAAUGAAAAGGUGAUCACUAUUGAGAAUGAAGCUGAUGUUGCUGCUGCACAACAGGCUGGAUAUGAGAAAUCCUUGAUAUCCCGGCUAGCUCUGAAGCCUGGGAAGAUUUCAAGCCUUGCAAAGUCUAUUCGUGUGCUUGCUAACAUGGAAGACGCAAUUGGCCGUGUUUUGAAGAAAACCCAGCUUGCAGAUGGACUCAUUUUGGAGAAAACAUCAAGUCCUUUGGGUGUUCUUUUGAUUGUUUUUGAAUCUCGACCUGAUGCACUUGUACAGAUAGCCUCGUUAGCUAUCCGAAGUGGAAAUGGGCUUCUCUUGAAAGGGGGAAAGGAGGCCAAGCGAUCAAAUGCUAUUUUGCAUAAGGUAAUAACUGAAGCCAUUCCAGACACUGUUGGUGGCAAAGUUAUUGGACUUGUGACUACAAGAGAGGAGAUUCCUAAUCUUUUGAAGCUUGAUGAUGUGAUUGAUCUUGUGAUCCCAAGAGGCAGCAACAAACUUGUUUCUCAAAUCAAGAGUUCAACCAAAAUUCCAGUUCUUGGUCAUGCAGAUGGAAUUUGCCAUGUAUAUGUUGAUAAGUCUGCUGACAUGGAUAUGGCAAAGAAGAUUGUUUUGGAUGCAAAAAUAGAUUAUCCUGCUGCUUGUAAUGCAAUGGAAACUCUUCUUGUACACAAGGAUUUAGUGCAGACUGGUGCACUUAAUGACCUAAUUAAUGAUCUUCAUAUAGAAGGUGUUAUUUUAUAUGGUGGGCCAAGGGCAAGCAACUUGUUGAGUAUCCCACAGGCACGUUCAUUUCAUCAUGAAUACAAUUCAAUGGCCUGCACUGUUGAAAUAGUCGAUGAUGUGGGUGCAGCCAUCGAUCAUAUCCAUCAUCAUGGAAGUGCACACACAGAUUGUAUCAUCACAGAGGACCAGGAAAUUGCAGAAAUCUUCCUGCAUCAAGUUGACAGUGCUGCUGUUUUCCACAAUGCAAGCACAAGAUUUUGUGAUGGGGCUCGAUUCGGGCUAGGAGCUGAGGUUGGGAUAAGUACAAGUAGGAUUCAUGCUCGGGGUCCUGUUGGAGUUGAAGGGUUGUUAACAACAAGAUGGAUUCUCAAAGGAAGCGGACAGGUGGUGGACGGUGAUAAAGGGGUCACUUAUGUUCACAAAGACGUACCUGUUGAUUCUUGAAAAUGCAAAGGCAAAAUGCCUGAAGCUGCUGAUGGGUUUCCUCUUUGUCAUUUCUGUCUUAUUAUCCUUUUAGUUUUUAGGGGGAAGGAUUGGUGUUGAUAGGAGUCUUUGGUCAGGGUGUUAUUCUACCCUUUGUACUGUUAUGAAAUUCUAGUUAUGGUCUAUUCUUAUGUUCUUUAGAAAUAAACAGCAAUUAAGUUAUUUCUUUUGAGGGUGAUAAAGAGAAACUGAGAGUAGUUUGGUUGUGUAGUCCCCAAAGUGGAGUAAAAAAAAGUUUGGUCGUAUUCUGAUAUAAUUUGUGAAUUCAGGGAUUCUGCUCUAGUACUAGAAUUCCCACCAAUUCCAACCAAUUGUUUUAUUGUACUAUAUAUUUGGGAAAUUGAAAAGAUGUCUUUCUCAUUA
Messenger RNA from Theobroma cacao (cacao), 2725 nucleotides. It is a transcript of the gene P5CS1, whose product is annotated as delta1-pyrroline-5-carboxylate synthase 1. The record is from RefSeq and is a predicted model, not a curated record. Gene Ontology annotation, molecular function: ATP binding; glutamate-5-semialdehyde dehydrogenase (NADP+) activity; glutamate 5-kinase activity. Gene Ontology annotation, cellular component: cytoplasm. NCBI's taxonomy places the organism in Eukaryota, Viridiplantae, Streptophyta, Magnoliopsida, Malvales, Malvaceae.